CGAAUAAUUCGAUUCUCCGGCCGGAAUCCAUCUCUUUUCGUUUGAGCUUGUACGAGUGAGGUUGCCUAAACAGACAAAGAAAAUGACUGACCCAAAAGCCUUUAUGAAGGAUUUCCUCGCCGGAGGAAUUUCCGCUGCAGUUGCCAAGACCUCAGUUGCACCAAUUGAGAGAGUAAAACUGAUUUUGCAAGUGCAAGCCGCUUCCAAACAGAUUGAAGCUGGAAAGGAAUACAAAGGUAUUGUCGAUGCAUUCGUCAGAAUUCCAAAAGAACAAGGUUUCUUAAGUUUGUGGCGUGGUAACCUCGCUAAUGUACUCAGGUAUUUCCCCACACAAGCUUUGAACUUCGCCUUCAAAGAUGUGUACAAACAGAUUUUCAUGAGCGGUGUUGACAAAAAGACACAAUUCUGGAGGUAUUUUGCUGCCAAUUUAGCUUCUGGUGGAGCAGCUGGAGCCACUUCUCUAUGCUUUGUAUACCCAUUAGAUUACGCCCGUACACGUUUGGGAGCUGACGUAGGAAAAAGUUUAGCUGAUAGACAAUACACCGGUCUUAUUGAUUGUAUAAGCAAAACUUUCAAAUCAGAUGGACCUGUUGGUUUAUACAGAGGUUUCUCUGUCUCAGUUCAGGGUAUUAUUAUCUACAGAGCAUCAUACUUUGGUCUUUUCGACACAGCUAAGGGAAUGUUGCCCGAUCCUAAGAAUACACCAUUCCUCAUCUCAUUCCUUAUUGCUCAAGCUGUUACUACUGUAUCUGGUAUUACCUCAUAUCCAUUCGAUACAGUCAGAAGGCGUAUGAUGAUGCAGUCUGGCAGGGCUAAAUCCGACAUGAUGUACAAGAACACUCUUGACUGCUGGAUGAAGAUUGGCAAAACAGAAGGUGCUACUGCUUUCUUCAAGGGAGCAUUCUCCAAUGUACUCAGAGGUACUGGAGCUGCCCUUGUACUUGUAUUCUACGAUGAAGUGAAAAAUCUACUAUAGAUUUUUUGAAUUAGGGAAAUUAAUUUAACUGAGUUCAACAUCAUUCAUUCCUAUUGACCAUUCCAUAGAAAUCAGGCUUGAACUACAUUCCUUCGAAGCAUUUUUCAAUACUUUAGGAUAAAAGUAUAAUAACAAUCAAAAUUAGACAGAAUUUUAAAGAUGUACCAUUUUUUUCUUGUGAAGUAAUAAAUUAAUUUUAUGUUCUUAAAUUCAAGAAAUAAAUUGUUAUACUAGUUAUAAAUUUAUUUCAAUAGAAACAACCUCUCAGUAUUUUCAAACUGAAACAUACAUGAUUCUGAUAUUAUUUCUGUACCUGUUUAGAUAUAUAAUAAACAGUUAAGUCAGA
Molecule: messenger RNA, 1322 nt
Organism: Harmonia axyridis
Lineage: Eukaryota; Metazoa; Arthropoda; Insecta; Coleoptera; Coccinellidae
Product: ADP,ATP carrier protein 1-like
Exons: 4
Coding region: 83-976 (297 amino acids)
Biological process (GO): mitochondrial ADP transmembrane transport; mitochondrial ATP transmembrane transport
Cellular component (GO): mitochondrial inner membrane
Molecular function (GO): ATP:ADP antiporter activity
Source: RefSeq, a predicted model, not a curated record